Linum tenue is the source of this 1647-nucleotide messenger RNA. The record is from the annotation of a GenBank genome assembly. NCBI's taxonomy places the organism in Eukaryota, Viridiplantae, Streptophyta, Magnoliopsida, Malpighiales, Linaceae.
AUGGAGGCAGAGGGUGCUAACACUGCUUCAACGAUUGAUAAUGCUAAUUCAUUGAAGAGGAAGUCUGAUGAUAUUGGUUGGGAAUAUGGACAUUUGGUCGAUCCGAACAACAAGGAUAGAGUCAUGUGUAACUUUUGCAAGAAUAUAAACUCGGGGGGAAUUAACCGUUUCAAGAAACACAUUGCUCAAGUUGGCGGCGGAGUUUCAAAGUGUAGGAGUUGCCCCAAUGAAGCUAAACUAGCAUGCUUGAAAUGGUUGGAGGGAACAGAAAAGAAAAAGAAGGACAAGGUUGUUCGUGAGCUAGGUUUGAGAGAUGAUGUUCAAGUCUCCUCCGGUGGACAACAAGAAGACCUUACUUGUGCAGGUAGCUCUGAACCUCACAAGUUAGGUCCUAUAGACAAGUGGACACGUGCCAUUGAUCCUAGCUUGUCUUCAAGUGCAUCAUUUCAGCAACAAAAGAUAAAUCAAGCACUUUUUAAUGAGAGGACACUUCAAGUCCAGCAAUAUAUUGCAAAAUGGGUGUACACACAUGCUGAGUAUGCAAGGACUAAGAGCUUGUUAAGUGAUCGAGAGGCGGAGAAGGAAAAGAAUGGCUGCUCUAUAAUGGCUGAUGCUUGGACGGACAUGAAGAGGAGAAGCAUCAUGAACAUAGUUACACACUGUGCUGAGGGAACUAGUUUUAUAAAGUCUAAGGACACAUCAGCGAUUUCUCACACAGGUGAAGUCAUCUUUGAGCUAGUUGACAAUGCAAUCGAGGAAGUUGGAGCUGAACAUGUGGUGCAAGUGGUGACAGACAAUGCUUCCAACAAUAUGGCAGCAAAGGCCCUCUUGUUGGAGAAGAGGCCAAACAUAUUUUGGAGUUCUUGUGCAACUCACACCAUCAAUUUGAUGCUCCAAGGAAUCGGCAACAUACCAAGGUUCAAGAAGAUUGUAGAUCAAGUUAAGGCUUUCACCAUCUUCGUAUAUGGCCACCACCGCACCUUGGAAUGCAUGAGAUCCUUCACCAAGAAGAGAGAGAUCAUCCGACCAGGUGUGACUCGAUUUGCUUCUCAAUUUCUUACUUUGCAAAGCUUAUUGGAUAAGAAAGAUUCUUUGAGGAAGAUGGUGGUGGAUGCGAAGUGGGAAAACAUUAAGGAGACGAGUUCAAAGAAAGGCAAGGAGGCUUAUGACACGAUUCUUAGUGUUAGAUUUUGGAAUGGUGUGGAACAAUGCUUGAAAGUCUUUGAGCCAUUGGUGAAAUUGCUUCGAUUAGUGGAUGGGGAUGUGAAACCUUCUAUGGGUUUCGUGUAUGGUGAACUUUUGAAGGCAAAGAGAGAGAUAAAGGAGGCGUUUAAGAAUGAAGAACUUCGUUACAAAGAAGUCAUUGCUAUUGUGGAGAAGAAGAUGAGAGGCCGACUUGAUGCUCCAUUGCAUCUAACGGCAUAUCUUCUUAAUCCUCACUACAGUUAUGCCGACUCGUCAAUAUUUGACAAUGCCGACAUUACAACAGCAUUGCUCACUUGUGUUGAGCAGUUCUACCAUGGUUGUGAUGAGGAUAUACAUGAUGAAGUGGUGAACAUUGAGUUCACAAAAUUUCAAAGGAAACAAGGACUCUUUGGAAAGAAGAUGGCAAAGAAUUGUGUAAACUUUGACUACAAUCCUGGUUAG